AUGGACAGGGGUCAAGAGGGAGAGAAAGAGAGGCAAAAACUGGCCUGUAACGUCACCAUCCACAACCGCUGCAGGGACACGCUACCAAACUGUGUCAAAAUGAAACAAAAGCAACAGAAAAUGGCGCUGAUGAGGAACAAUUCGGCCUAUCAGAAUGUGACACUGAGGAAUAAAGCCCAUUUAAAGGAACGGCCAAGCUCUGCCAUCUACCCAUCAGACAGUCUUCGCCAGUCACUACUCGGGUCCCGUCGUGGGCGGUCUUCUCUCUUACUUUCCAAGAGCGUCUCCACCAAUAACAUUGCAGG
Molecule: messenger RNA, 305 nt
Organism: Sinocyclocheilus anshuiensis
Lineage: Eukaryota; Metazoa; Chordata; Actinopteri; Cypriniformes; Cyprinidae
Product: rho guanine nucleotide exchange factor 2-like
Exons: 4
Biological process (GO): regulation of Rho protein signal transduction; actin filament organization; positive regulation of neuron differentiation
Cellular component (GO): ruffle membrane; cytoskeleton
Molecular function (GO): microtubule binding
Source: RefSeq, a predicted model, not a curated record